Kockovaella imperatae is the source of this 2059-nucleotide messenger RNA. RefSeq lists its product as hypothetical. The transcript is spliced from 10 exons. Bases 98 to 1663 code for a protein of 521 amino acids. Lineage: Eukaryota; Fungi; Basidiomycota; Tremellomycetes; Tremellales; Cuniculitremaceae. The record is from RefSeq and is a predicted model, not a curated record.
AUCGAAUUCAGUCAGUCAACUGCCCCCGCCUACGGCAUAGUGGAUGAGUGUCAAACAUCGCUGCAUACAUGGACUUGCAACACAGUAGUUGUUCAAGAUGAUGGUCCCCCAGCUAUCACUCAUCUUGGACUCGCUUGUCCUCCUUUCGUUGACCUCGGCAUCACCUACGAGAGGAUACUCAGGCUUGACAUUUCAGCAUAGCUUCGAUGCCUCAUCUGGGGAUCUUCUUCAGGACAAGCUGAUAUCUGACGAUCUCAAGCAUGAUCAAGGUCACGAGGCGAUGAUCGCCCUGCUUGACAAGUACGCUCCUGUAUUGAAACUCUCAAUCGCCGAAGCGUACUUUCCAAGCUCGGUAGAAUACAUGUUACCUCAUUUUACCUAUGCCACGGUCAACGGGUCAAAGCACUAUCUCAACCCCAAUAACCUCACCUUGUCCAAUCUCGACUCCCUCCCUCGUCGUGGUCAAGACUACUUCCUCUCCAUCCCUGAACCUCAUAAUCCUCAACCAUUCAUCGAACCCUCUGCUGAAUAUCUGCUCGGUCCUGCCGGUCAGGACGGAGGAAUGGAGGACGGAGGGGAUGGCAGAGGGAGAGUAAAGGAGGACAUUUAUGGGUUCUGGGUGGAUCAAGGCAGAGGCGUAGUGGACCUCUGGUAUUGGACCUACUACCCUUAUAACUUUGGCAAGUUUGCAGGCCCUUUCGGUGUCAUUGGGAACCAUGUAGGGGACUGGGAACAUAUCCGUAUGAGGACAAUCAAUGGUACGGCGGAAUCUGUCGAUUACCAUGCGCACAGCGGUGGACCAACUGUCUCAGGAACCUUGAGAUGGAAGGAUGUAGAGAAGGAAGAUGGAAGACCUGUAGGCUACAUCGCAGCGGGAUCACAUGGCAUUUGGCCGACUCCUGGAAACCACGAAUUGGCACCGCUACUCAACUAUAUCAAACUUGUGGACAUUUGUGACGACGCUGGUCCAAUCUGGGAUACCAAAGGCUCCGUCAUACCGUUUCAAUAUUGGAAUAGCCAUGAGAAUCGGACCAAAGUAAAUCACGAAGGAAAAGGACACUGGAUGAACUUUAGAGGGCGGUAUGGGAACACGGGAGAGAAUAAUUGUUGGUGGUACAAGCUCGUCGGGAAUUGCCAGCUCGUGGAUGCCCCUCCUGGACCGAAUCGAUGGUUUGGAUCCCCACCAAUUUGCACGAUCGCCCCGGCUGUAUCUGGUAAUUCAAGGUACGCUUUCUACCUCUCUGAACGCACUGCCAGAUGGGCGAAACGGCGACACGUUGCCAACAUACAAUUGGAGCAAGUGUGUCGUCGUCCGAGGCGGAAAGAAGAUGAGAUGGAGGACGAACAUUCUGGCGCUGGGUCGAGUCGUUCCUCUGCGUUGGAACGAGGUGGCGACGAUUCGGACGACGUGGAAGUUUGGACGACGACUGGGACUUGCAAAUUCCGCGGACAGGACAGGCACGAGAUCACCACGAUGGCGUGUAAAGGCAUGCAAGCGGCCGUCAAGUCUUAUCGCCUAUCUUUCUGUCUGGCCGAUGGAAGAUGUAUCUUCAGCACUGUCCAGCGUGACAUAUGCGCCUAUGUGGAGGAUAAAGAAGGUUAUAUCUCCAGUCGAGCGGUGGAUUUGGAGGACCUUGACGAGUGGUUCGACAUGGGCAAGUAGAGGGACUUGUCCAUCCAGGUCGAAGUGUUUUUUCCGAAUCUCGUCGCGGUCUUGUACAUUAGCAUCAUCAUCCCGUGUAGAAUCAUGACGUAUCGUGAUCAUAUACCUGUCAGUCAAAACCUUUCUCAUUCUCCUCAUGAUCGACUGACAUUGUAUACAUCUCUGGCUAUCAUUUGGCAUGUAUCACUCGCUUUGUGUGUGUGUACAAAUCAGGCCAUCAGUGGUCGACGGUCCUAGGCACAGCCGGUCGAUCUGAUGCCACGUUUCUGACGAUGGGUACUGUCACUCACCUCCGCACAAUGGAUGGGAGGUCGUCCAAACAAUGCGUCGGGGACUCUCACGCCAUGAUCGGAUUCGUCUUGUUCCUUUCGUGUUUGAGUCCAAUACUAAGUGAAC